CCAUACUCCAUAGUAUUGUCGUACCUCAACAAUUGAAUGAUUGUCCCACUACCAUCACUUAGCACGUACUUCCUACACCCCACUAUUCAAUCCAGGAUCAUUCUUUCAUUGGGACUACUUUACAUUCCAAUAGGUGCUAGCACAUCAUCAAUAACAUCUGAAUGUCGCUACUUGUCACCAUCAUAGUAAAGCUCGCUAACUUGAAAUCCUAGUGAAGUUUCCCUAAAACAUUACACGUGUCCUGAGCUUGGUGAUUAAUUUGCAUUUUCACGUUACCAAAAAUAGUAUUUUGAAAACUAAUUCGAGUUGUGAUAUCAAAAAUAAAAGAACGUGUGGUUUUUAUCCGAAACAAGAAGACUAUAAUGAUGAAGAUCGAACGCGGUUACACGAACAUAAAGAAGCACGUGGUUUUGUACGAAUGGAAAAUAAACGAAAUAAGUUCAUAUAUAGAAAAAUCCGAUGACCAUUCCGACCAAAAUAUUUCAAUAAAAUCGCCAUUAUUUUCAGCAGGAAGUGACUCGGAAAAAAAAUGGAGUCUUGAAUUUAAAUCGAGCCCUCCAGAAUUAUCAGAAGGUACUGAAAAAAAAUGGCUGUCUGUAUUUUUAAUGCACACUACAGACUCUGAUGCUGAAGUUAAAACAAAAUAUUUGUGCUUCAUUUUAAAUAAUAAUAAUGAGAGAGUUAAAAUAAAAAAGUUCAGCAAAACUUUCAGAGGUAAAGGCGGCUGGGGAAAUCGUAGAUUUCUUGACAAAAAUGAGUUACUGGAAAGAAAAGAUGAACUCACUCCAAAUAACACACUGACAGUUUGUAUUGAGCUCACUGUAUUUGAUGACUUGACGACGAUGUCCAAUGACUUGAGUAUAUUGCGAAAGUCAAAAUUCCGUAUGGCUGAUGACUUUAAGAAAAUUUUCUACAGCGGGAUAGGCUGCGACAUCAUUCUAAAAGUAAAAGACCAAGUCUUUGAAGCUCAUAAAAUUGUUUUGAUGGCCCGGAGUCCAGUAUUCUUGACGAUGUUUAGUUCUGAGAUGAGAGAAAAUAAAGAGUACAAAGUUAACAUACCCGACAUUGAUCCUGACAUCUUCAAAUAUCUGUUGGAAUUCAUUUACACUGACGAUGUUUCAAAUUUAGAUGCCGUUGCUGAAGACCUGCUUGAAGUUGCUGAUAGAUAUAUGUUGGAUUCACUCAAAGACAAGUGUGCAGAAUCACUAUGUCAUUCUCUGACGGUUGACAACGCUGUCAAAUUACUAAUUUUAGCAGAAAGAUAUUGUGUCGAAGAAAUGGCCGAACAUGUUUCCAAUUUUAUAUUAACGAAUGCUGAAAAUGUCGUAGAAACUCCCGAGUAUGAACUGAUGGAAAAAACGAAUCCGUCUUUGGGUCUGGUUUUAUUUAAAAAAUUCGCAGCGUCUAAGUCUAAUAGGGCAUUUUAAUCAUUGAUAGGAAUUAAUUGACGAUUAUGGAGUCAUGUUCAUGGAAAUUUAAAUUAAUGGCCUUCAUAUAUUUUUUUGUAAAAGAAAUAUCGUGAUAAUUAAUAAUUAAGUACACAACGUUUUGCUUAAUGGCAAACAAUGAAUAUUAAAUAAAUAUUAACAAGUUUUGUAUAUAGAUAUGUAAGUACGUGAUCCAUAGCAACAUAGGUUGUAAAUAUAUAUAUUAAAUUAAAUCGUUGUAUUGAAUAUGAAAAAAUUGCAGUACUAAAUCAAGCUUUUAAUAGUUAUUUAUAAUUUGAAAAAUAAUGUUACACUAUACUAUACCACUACUUAUUAAUAGUUUUAAUUGUUAACUAAUGAUAUGAUAAAUUACUUAGUGUGAUAAGC
Microplitis mediator is the source of this 1814-nucleotide messenger RNA. RefSeq names its product speckle-type POZ protein-like. The transcript is spliced from 3 exons. NCBI's taxonomy places the organism in Eukaryota, Metazoa, Arthropoda, Insecta, Hymenoptera, Braconidae. Gene Ontology annotation, molecular function: ubiquitin protein ligase binding. Gene Ontology annotation, biological process: proteasome-mediated ubiquitin-dependent protein catabolic process; regulation of proteolysis. Gene Ontology annotation, cellular component: cytoplasm. Bases 363 to 1427 code for a protein of 354 amino acids. The record is from RefSeq and is a predicted model, not a curated record.